Capronia epimyces CBS 606.96 is the source of this 429-nucleotide messenger RNA. RefSeq lists its product as uncharacterized. The transcript has a single exon. The record is from RefSeq and is a predicted model, not a curated record. The coding region runs from base 1 to 429 and encodes 142 amino acids. NCBI's taxonomy places the organism in Eukaryota, Fungi, Ascomycota, Eurotiomycetes, Chaetothyriales, Herpotrichiellaceae.
AUGGCGAGGAGGAUCUCGGCCAGAACGAUCGAGCGCAAUGAGCGAGGGUUUUCACAUGGUCGCCGCAUCUACCGCAGCUCGACCAUGUUGCCGAUGAAGCUUGAAUCGAGCGCAAAGCUAAACAUGCGCAAGGAACGAGUGGCCGCCACCAACGAUCGAGGCAAGACCGGUGACUCGAACGCCGCGCGACAACGGAUGGGCGACAUGGGAGCCGGAGUGCGUAGCUGGCUCGCACAGGACGCGGCCUUAGCCCAGUCUCCUGGAAUGGAGUGCGGACAGAGCUUUGAAGCGCCUGCGCCUUCACCUUCAAGUUCGGGUCUGGCUGCUCGCCAUGCCUCGACCCUGACCCCGUCCCCGUCGCCGCUGACUCGGCUGUCUUUCGCGGCUUUGGCGGGCACCUCUACAAGCAGCGCAAUGGAGACGUGGUAG